This is a messenger RNA of Cylindrotheca closterium, 6537 nucleotides long. NCBI's taxonomy places the organism in Eukaryota, Bacillariophyta, Bacillariophyceae, Bacillariales, Bacillariaceae. The record is from the annotation of a GenBank genome assembly.
AUGAGAAUAAUAGAAUAUAUCAACUUCUACUUGGGGGUCUUGCUUUUGGCGACAACUGUCAUCCUGCAAGCUGCCUCAGAAACAACCAUUCAACAAGAAGAACGGCAAUUGGCAAUUGGUGAUUUUGCAGACUUUAACAGAAUCCUGGACGGUGCUGUACUUCGGAUACCUGACACUGCACUACGAAGCGAUGGGGUAACUCUUCGGUUGUCAAACGUUCGGUGCUUGGACCUUUCAAUAGGGGACGUGAACUUAUGGUCAAGACAAACUUCAUUUCAGACAGUUGAGAUGAACCUUCGAGUGAUAGAUUUGGGUAUGAUCUGCCGAGCCAGAUAUUCUUUUUCUUGGGGAUUUAUUAGCGGAAGUGGCGAGGCAGAAAUCUUGAGUGUCGGGAAUGAUGCCACCAUUCAAGGCCUGGUGAAAUCUGCAAACUACUUGAGCAUUCCGCCAGAAGACGUCAUCAUCAACACUUGCAAUCCGACCAUAUGGAUCAACCGAGUUAGCUUUAGUGGAGGCAUUCUAAGCUGGAUCUUGAAUGUGGUGGAGCGUCUCUUUCGAGAUUUCAUUGCUGCACAGGCUGAAAUACAAGUAUGCGCUCAACUGAGUGGAGUACUGAAAGAUACGGAGAACGCCUUGGCCUUUGCCAAAGAUGCUCUUGACGAGUACAAGCCUUGGGAAGAAGACAAUCCUUGGGAUCCACUAGCAUUGGAAAACCAAUUAUGGCUGCUUUCGCUUCCACCAGAUCUGAAACUGCUAGACUUCCGGGAUCCAGACAUCAAAUAUGCGGCCAUGUUGGAAUCUUAUGUGAACCAAGCAGUCGACUUUUUGAGUGCCCCUGCGGUUGAUCCGAUCACUGGUCGCGGUGAUAUGCAAGCCAAUAUUCUGAUUCGAUCCAACUUACUUGAGGAUGGUGCUCUGAUGAUCGAAAGCUCUGACUUCGCUUCUGCCGCUUCUAAUAUCUACGAAGGCCACAAUGAUAUCCUCAAGACCAGUGUUCGGUUUGACAGUGUGAAACUGGUCGGCCUCGACACGUUGUCAACAUUCAAUCCGCUGGAUAAUAUUGGCAAAUACACUCACCAAAACAAGUUGUCGUGGGACUAUUUGGCAUUCGAGAUCAAGGCUACAAUUCAAAUGUCGCCGUCAACUUUGAGCAGCUCCAUCAUUGAAACUCCAAGUAAUACCGUUGUUACAGAACAAGUGGAGAUCUUUUUUGGUAUUGAUGAUUUGGUCGCAGAGCUGUCGAUGAUAUCUCUGUUCGAUCAAGACUUGGUGGAAAGUCUGACCCUGUCUUCAUUUCUGAAAAAGGACAAUGCUGUGCCCUGCUUCCUAUCCACAAUUGCUCAUGCUGAUUUCACAUCCUUGUUUGCCGAAGUAGGUGACAUCUUGACACCAACACUGACAGGAUUCGUUUCUACUGGAUUUGACCGGGUGAUUUCCAAUGGGCUUGAUGCAGCCUCUUUGAUGUAUGAGAAGAUUGUUCUGAAUGCCGCCCCGAGAUACUUUCAAGAAGUCAUACGACCUCUGUUUGCUGACACUUUGCUGAAGAGUCAACUUGAGAAAGACAAUAUCUGCCCAUCCUUUGUAUGGACGGGUGAUGAUUCGGAGCUAGUCGACUUUCGAGAUCUUCUAUACCUGCCUCUCGAUGCGAUGCUUUUGGGCGGAACUGGUCAAGCACCCUACGGUGAUCUAUUCUCCGGCCUCAUCAUGCCGUAUUUGCGUGAAAAUGUGUUUGAAGGUAGUCUCUUCAAUGAUGGAUACGUGCGACCGCUUACCAAGGCUCAGUCUGGAACAGAAGGGCAAUUGUCUUUCACCGGUGAUAUCAUCCGCCAUGAGGACGGAAAGACCGAACUUUUCGAUUCGAUGACAUUGGUGAUUUCUGAUGCGAAGCUGCAUAAUUUGGAUACAGUGGUUGGCCCGAUGGACUUGCUCAUGCCUCAAGAUGCAAAUGCGCUUGCUAACAAAGUAUCUUUGGGUGGGGGCGCAAGACACUUGAGGGCGUCCACGCAGUUCUCUUUGGAUAUCACUGGGAAAAAAGGCCCCUUGAACAUGCAAAACGUUCUGGACUUGAGCAUAGCGAUUCCUUCCUCGUCUCUUUCUCUUGAUGUGCUCGCACGUCUGAAGGCUGGUGCAAUGCUCAACUUUCCAAUUGUGGACAUUACAAACUACCACUGUUGGCUCGCAGCAAUGGAUGAUUCGGUCGCUGGAAGCUUAGGGUUGUUGAGUCUCUCGCUUGAUGCUCCAGCCAUCAAAUUUGAUGCGACCUGUAUUUCAUGUACAAGUCCUGGUUUGCAGUACAUCCCAGAGAUUCUGCAAGAGCUUGAAACCGCAGGUUUCAAUAACAUGUACAACGAAAAGAUUAUCUCGAUUCUUGUUGGAUUGAUGACGGACUACGCCAAGAGUGUCAACUUUGAUGAAAUGAUGGUCACCGCACCAUUGCAUUGCCCACACAAUGAGAAAUAUGAUGGAUCUGGAGAUGUGCCACCAUUUGACUUUCCCGAAAUUCCUUCGCUUCGCACUGAUUCCGCAGAGACUGUUCUCGCCAUCGGAGUAAUAGCCUUUCAAUCAGCCACAAUCAUUGCGGCAAAGAAUGAGCUUCUAUUGGCAGGAACUUCGAACGCCACAGAAGAAGAAGACUUGGAAGUUGACCUGCCCCCCAAUUCCCGAAUCCUAAACCUGACUACGCUUGAUGAGGAUCUCGGUGGAUGGGCAGAUGUGGUACUUGACGAACUUCGACUGUAUCUAUCAAGCACUUCAAAAGACCUUUUAGGACUUGAUCUAGAAGUCAACAACUUGCUUCGGGAACAAGUAUUGGAUGAAGAAGGAGCCUUUGCCAUCAAAUUUGAAGACAUGCAAUUUGAGGCGAUGGAUUAUUCCAUCUCCUUCAUUGGAGCAAAGUUAUAUGGUAUGGAUUCUAUCAUGGGUAUUGAUCCGCUGAUAAUAAGAGGACCUCAGAGUGUGGGCAACAGCAUUCAAUUCGAAAGUCUUUUGUGUGUCUGCGAGGUUGCGGUUAGAUCGGCAGAAGGAAAUGUCGAACACAUCAAAUUGUCAUAUCGGUUUCGUGAUGUCACAGCACAAGUCGAUAUGAACAUUGCAUUGGAUAUGGAACGAGUGGAAAACAUUCAGCUUGGGUCAAUUUUUGAUCUUGGCCGAAUUGGUUACUGCGCUGCAAGCGGAGUGCACGACAUGAAAUUCUCAAAGCUGCAACUUCGCAUUGGUACCAUGGAUGAUCCCAUCGUUUCUGGUUACUUCUCGGACGAAAAUACAAAUAAUAUCCGAUCCAUCAUCGAUAGUAUGAUGGAACUCUACAAAGGAGAUAUUGUCGAUGCAAUGCCUCUCUUUUUCGAUUCUUCAAUAAGAAAGAGUCUGAAUGCGAAACUUCCAAGUUUGCUUCAGUCGGUUGGCGACAAGUGCUCCCCUCAAACUUCAAAUGCUGACGAUAGCUUCAUUGAUUUCCGAGAUUUGUUGCUUUCUCCAGCAAUGGCUUUGGCUCUUGGAGGUUCCGGAAGCUCACCAUAUGGAGAUCUCUUCAGUACACUCUACGGAAUGUUGCAGGAAAAGAUCUUGAAGACAGGAGCAACUAAUCGUCCAUUGAUCAACGAUUUCUUUCGGGGGCUGACAGAACGAUACUCGAAUACAACUGGAUCCAUGUUUUUUGGCGGCACGGUGCUCGAACACACCGGCCGACUUCUAAUUGCAGGACUUGAUGCCACCUUUGGAGUGAAAGUAUCCGAUGUCACGAUCGACAACAUUGAUAGCGUUGGUGACCCGUUGGAUGUUUUCCGCCCCAUUUUGGGAGAGCCGAACAUGGUGAACAAUACAGUCUCCUUUGGUGUUGACAAUAGACCACUUGGUGUCUCCGGUGAUUUCUAUUGCUCAUUCCUAGAUGGUGAUGGGGUCGAUGUCCGAAACAACCUCCGCCUCGCGGUAUCCUUUGAAGAUGUGGUUAUGAUGGCCUCAAUGUUGUUGAAAAUUGUUGAAUUCAAUUUUGCUUCAUUCCCACUUCGGGACCUAACAGAUCCCCACUGCUGGCUUGCAACGGUGUUCUCCAAGUCUCCCAGUAGGAGCACACGUUUGCGUGGUCUGGAAAUGGUAGACAAUGCUUUCUCGAUUGGCAAUUUCUCGCUGGAUAUCAACUGCACAGAUUGCACGAGCCCGAACUUUGAUAAGCUACUUCUAUCACUAUAUGACUUGGGCAAUGCAACUGAAGCAGUUGACUCCAUAGAGGACAAGACAGAUAACCUUCUUGAUGCUGAUUUCCUUCAAGUUGCCUUGGAUUACCUUGUUGACGACGCAGUGACAAAGUGUCCCCAUCGCCCCGAAUAUGAUCCCAAUGCCGGCAACGAAGAGUUCCUACUUACGCCGGAAGAUUCUUUUGGUUUGCUUGAUUCCCAAGGGGGAGUGAAGAAGUCGACAGUAUUCAACGUUGCUAACUCUGUAAUUGCUGGUGGCAUCUUCAUGUGUGGUCUGCUUUAUCGAUGGUUCGUGGAGCGCCGCAAUAGAAAGUGGAUAUCAUCACUGUCACGAGAAGGCCACUACCAUCUUCAAAUGCAGAUGCAAAAGGAGAAAGAAAUGGAUGCCAUGCUGGACGAAACGACUACUUCACUUUUCCGAUCCGAAUGCAUCUCUUGCCGUGUACGAUACGGUGUCCCGUUGAUUCUUGCUAUGAAUCUUGCAAUGUUUUUGGUUGCACAUCUUGGAGUCAUUUCGGUUGUUAAUAUCGAUGCUACACUUGCUGGUCAGCCGGUCUCCAUUCAAGACUUUCUUUCUUUCACUUUCAUCGGGUCCACACAAAAAACAUUUGAAAAUGGUGGAGCCGAGAUGGUCAUUAUGCUUUGGGCAUUCACUGGCGUAUGGCCUUACAUCAAGAUCAUGCUUUCUCUCACAAUGUGGAUGGUUCCUCCUGGCCGCUUGGGCGUCAAUCGACGCGGCAGGAUUUUGCUUUGGAUCGAUGCUCUGGCAAACCUCAGUAUUGUUGACAUUUUCACCUUGAUCGUUGGCGUUGGGCUCCUUCUUGUUUUCAUUGGAGGACCCGACAAAUCCUACAUUGGGGAUGAUGCACUGUACUCACUCAAGGCUGUGGUUGUUCCACGCGCUGGCUGUUACUGCAUUGUCAUUGCGCAACGAAUUUCUCGAGCAAGUUCCCGCUUCCUACUUGAGUAUCACGAGCAAGCCAUCCAAGAAGCAACUCGAAUCCAUGAAUCCAAGCUCAGGAAGAUAGCUGCAGCUGCCCAUGACGACGAUAACGAUUCUGGAACCCUACACGCUCCGUCACCACAUUCCGACUCGGAUGAAGAAGAACCAUCACCGUUGCAACAUGGUCAAAACCGUGACGAUCGCGAAGCACCAAGUGUUCCAUCUUCUGAUGAAGAAUCAGUUGCCGAACCAACUGCUGCAUCCAAGAAGGAACGAAAAUGGGGAAUCAUUGGUGCUUAUUUCGCUGCAUUUACAAUUGUGAUUGUAUUUGUGAUUGGUGCUACCUUUGCUCCCUCCAUUUCCAUUGAUGCUACAUCCAUGGGUGGAUUGACGAUUGAAUCGGACCAAAGUCUUGAUGAGGUUGUUGGAAGUUAUGGAGUCUUUUUGGUUGUCAGUGGUCUAUUGCUCAAGGCUCGUUUCGUCUUUGACGAACGCAUUGACUACAUUGGCUUUGGACUUUUGCUGUUCGCUGGAGUCUUCUCAAUUGCAAUGGUACUGGUGAUGAAAAUCUACCUUUUCAUCCAGCGCAAACUGAAGGAGCGAAGGGAACCCCCAACGAAGGGACCAUCCUAUGGACACGAAGGAUGCGGGAUUCCUUACUACAUUCGCCUGACAAAGUGGCGUCAUAUGGAAAUUUACUUGAUUGCAGUGGCGAUUGGUAUUUGGCAGCUUGGAUCAGUGAUUUCCUAUGCUAUUUACUUCUACUGUGACCUUUUGACUAAGACUUUUGAGUUCAUGUCAUUUGUUGGCCUUGUCAAGAACGUGCCCACCGAGUGCUACAACACCCAAGCGGUCCUACCUGAGAACUUGCUGAUCAUCCUUGGAGCCUUCUUUGCCUUGAUGAUAAUAUUUGUCAUGCAAGCGAGAAAGCAGUACAAGAAGAACAUUAGCGAUAGUCUGCGAUGGAUUGACGACAAUGAUGUCCCACGCCUUUCAUUGGCUUGGAGUCAAGACAUGUCCAAGAAUUCCAAGUAUGCCCACCUGUCAUCUUCCUUGACUGCUUCCAUGUCUUGGGAUACCAACACGACUACAGACAGUGAUGUGCCGCCUUCCUCGUCCUCCUCCGGUCGAUUCACUCCUACUCCUGGUACUCCCGCGACGGAAGCUUGGACACCCGCAAGUAUGGAUCAUGACGACGACUCAUCCUACCAAUCUUCGAUUCCACAAGGUACGAAUGAUAAUGGACUACUUUAUCGAGAGACGAGUUUGGGAAGUGAGGCACUCCAGUGGUCAGCGAAUCAUCAUGGUCGUCCGCACCAAACAAUGGCUACUGCUCAAGGUGAAUCAUCAUCUACCCCCGAACGAAUCGGAAGCAUUGCUAGACGCUUGCGAUUCAACUCUUAA